Messenger RNA from Priapulus caudatus, 4308 nucleotides. Its product is annotated as guanylate cyclase 32E-like. The record is from RefSeq and is a predicted model, not a curated record. Gene Ontology annotation, biological process: receptor guanylyl cyclase signaling pathway; protein phosphorylation; cGMP biosynthetic process. Gene Ontology annotation, molecular function: peptide receptor activity; protein kinase activity; ATP binding. The transcript has 19 exons. The coding region runs from base 1 to 2964 and encodes 987 amino acids. NCBI's taxonomy places the organism in Eukaryota, Metazoa, Priapulida, Priapulimorpha, Priapulimorphida, Priapulidae.
AUGGAGCAGCAGAGAGCUGUUUCCAACAAGGAAUUGUUUCCGACGUUUGCCAGGACGAGACCGGGAGAGAUCCAGAUAUCAAAGUCGGUGGCGUCAGUGCUGAGGACAUUCGGCUGGCAUAAGGUGGUGCUGCUACACACGGAUGUUCCUAGGUUGAAGGAUGUAGCCAACACCGUCGCCAAGGUACUGGAGGAGAAUGACAUACAGGUGACGGCGCAGCUGUCGUGGGAAGGCACCUACUAUCACAUCUACUUCGAAAACCCGUUCGUAAAGUUAGUAGAUGACACUUACAUAGACACACGCAUCUACGUGGUCGUGGGGGACCCGCACGAGUAUGCCGGUAUCAUGGAGUACAUGCAACAGAAGGGACUGUUCGCACGUGGCGAGUACUUUGUUGUCGGAGUCAUACUGGAGCAAUACGACAUGCAAGCUCCCGAGAAAUACGUCAAAGGAGUGUUUCAGGGCAAGGCGACGCCUGUCCUCCAGGAGGCGUACCGAUCGUUUCUCGGCAUCGCAAUAGCGCCACCUAUCUACCCGCUGUAUGAGACAUUCCGCAAGCAGGUGAACCAGUAUCUGGAGAUGACACCGUUCUACUUUCACAACACGCUCUACUCCAUUGGUCGACUCAAGAUGCCAGUGAUGAAGAUCGCUGGCUAUUCGAUCACGAUUAUCAUUGCUGCUAUGACUGGGGCAGGUGCGAUGGGUUACAUGGUGCACAUGGAUCACAAUGGAGAUGCCGAGGGAAACUACACGCUCAUAGCGCGCAAGAGCUUACCGAACGGAACCGAGGCGUACGGACUUAUGCCCGUGGGGAACUUCCAGCUAAAUGCCGACAACGCAAGCACAUUACCUGACCUAAAGCUUCACUCCAACGACAGCAUAGAGUGGAUAUCGGGACAUUGGCCCAUCGACGAGCCAGAGUGUGGAUUCAGGAACGAGAAGUGUCCUGUAGAGAAGUCCUGGCUUCCUGAGAUCCUAGGCUCGCUUGGUGGUGCCUUACUCAUCUUUGUCAUCAUCCUGGGGUUCGUCUACAGAAACUGGCGAUACGAACAAGAGUUGGCAAGCCUUAUCUGGAAGGUCGAUUACAAGGACAUCGCCAUGGUGACGGACUUUACAAGCACGUUACUGAGUAACAACACUGGUAACACCAUGACCCGGAUGAGUUUGAAUAUGCGGUCGAGUCAGAUGUCACUCAUCUCGUGUCAGGAUCAGGAAGGAAACGAGCUUAUGCGUACGACGCAGGUGUUCACCCCGAUAGGAACCUACAAGGGCACUGUCGUCGCCCUGAAGGCCAUAGAGAAGCGCCAUCUAGAUGUCACCAGGAGCAUCCGCAAGGAGCUGAAGAUGAUACGGGACAUCCGGCAUGACAAUAUCAACCCGUUCGUGGGAACCUGCAUAGAUGGACCCAAGAUACUCAUUCUCAGCGAGUACUGCUCAAAGGGGAGCUUGCAGGAUAUAUUGGAGAAUGAGGAGAUUGGGUUGGACAACAUGUUCAUUGCAUCGCUGGUAGCUGACAUCAUCAGGGGGAUGAUAUAUCUGCACAACAGCCCGCUGCGUUCUCACGGCAAUCUAAAGUCGACCAACUGCGUCGUAGAUUCACGCUGGGUCCUUAAGAUCACUGACUACGGCCUGUUUGAGUUCAAGGCGGGAGCAGAACCCGUGCAUGAAGGCGACAGACUAUUCCAGAAUAUGCUAUGGACGGCUCCAGAGCUGCUACGCGACCACAGCCGCCCGCUGUGUGGCACUCAGAAGGGAGACGUAUACUCAUUCGCCGUCAUCCUGUAUGAGGUGUAUGCACGCGUGGGACCGUGGGGAGAGAUUGCCCUCACUUGUGAAGAGAUCGUCCGCCAGGUGGAGAACCCGCGCGCUGGGCAGCAGGUCUUGAGGCCGAGCAUCAAGCAGAUUUACAACGUGGUGCCGGACUGCGUACAUGACUGCAUGCUCGAAUGCUGGGCCGAGGACCCGCUAGUACGACCCGACUUCAAGACCAUCAGAAGCAAACUAAAGCCAAUGCAGAAGGGCAUGAAACCAAAUAUAUUCGAUAACAUGAUAGCAAUGAUGGAAAAGUAUGCGACGAAUCUAGAGAGCCUCGUGGAGGAACGGACAGAUCAACUGGUCGAGGAGAAGAAGAAAACUGAGGCUCUGCUCCUACAGAUGUUGCCCAGUGAUGCCGGCUUGAAUUUCCGGGAUCAUGAUAAUUCCUGGGAUGUGAAUCGGUUGGUUCUGUGUUGCAGCGGCUGCGUAGAUCGUUAUCAUCAUGAUUCCAACGUAUCUGUAAAAACAGUGUGCGAGACGCAUAGAGCUAGUCCUAGGUUACACUUGUCUAUAGCAAUGAAGAUACACUGCAGCCCGCAGUGCGCCGAGCUGCUAUUGGAACUGGGAGGCUACCUGACACAGCUGAGAGGUGUGCUCAACAUAAAGGGUAAAGGCGAGAUGAAGACGUACUGGGUGAUCGGCGAGGACCUCAGCAUCAGGGAGCGGCGGCAGGAACCCUUCCGACCCCAGGGCGUCGAGAUGUCGACCGCCUCCAUCAUCUCCUCCUCCUCCUCGCGACUCUCCCCCCGCGCGCACGCCGUCCGAUUUUCCGACGCCGGCGCCCCCACACUGCCCAACGGCGAACUAAGGACGAGCACUACGUCGCUGAAGAGUUCUCCCAGCUGCUCCACGUUGCGGACCGGCGCCGGCACGCCCCCUGCCGCCGCCGACAAGCACAAACGACACAGUCUUCCUACGUCGCGGUCGCUGCUGCCGCCGAUAAAGUCCAUGCAGGGCGUCUACAGCCACCUGGCUGGGUCACCGGUCAGGGUCAAGGUCAAACAGAUCGGCGUCAAGUUCGUGACGACGCGGCUGAAGAUCAGUAAUGCGGGGGCAGAUGGCGCCACGUUCGUGGAGGAGCUGAGUCAUGGGCAGCCGACAGUCGACGAGCUGUGUCACAAGGAAGGCGACGGAGAGAGCGUAGUGUGAGUGCGCGAAGGACAACGACAGUCAACGACUAGUAACGAAACCGUGAAUGGCGAAACUGGGGUCAAAUAUUAGUAACAGCGCUGCGUGCGUAGGUCAAACACCAGUAACAGUGCCGCCAAGGGUGGGACAGAGAUCAUGUUCUCAGUAACAAUGCUGCAAAGCACACCGCGAAAAUAAUACAUCAGUUUUGAUACUAUGAAACGUGUGGCAAAAGUCAAAUACCAGUAACAAUGUUGUGAGUGUGGAGGAGAAGGGCAAAUAGUGGGGAAAAACUGAUUAGGACGCAUGAAGGACUAUGAAUACCUACUAGUAACGUAACUGUAUUACUGGAAAAGGUCAAAUACGAGUAAUGACACCGUGUAGGACGCGGUGAAGGUCAAAUGAUGGCCGCCUCCCAACAAUGAACGGGUGGGCGUCAUGUUCAGAUAUUUUGUUAACUGUAUAAGUUCAUGUACUUCUGCGUGUAUGUCUGCGUGUAUUCAUUACGAGACGCAUUAUCCAUUCUUCAGUCGUUCCUCUGUUGUAACAAGUUUCUGUGUUAGUUAAUAAUACUGCAAGUCUUUUCUGGCUUGGUUAUCGUUACGUAUAAACGAAGACAACAUCAGUAAUACCCAAAUCAUUACCAUACGUUAAUAUGUAUUAUGGAAAAGCUGCGUUAACAUUUGUGAAUACUUUAGUUUGAGAUUUUAAAAGAAUGCUCUUGAUAAAGUACUUAAAUGUCCUUAUAUUUUUGACACUUGCAUAAAUAUCUAAAAUAUAUCGUAGUUAUUAGAUGAUUCUACCUUGCAAGCACUAAAGUGGAAGGAUGGAGUUAGAUUAAAGACACCAGUCAUAUUAGCACAUGUUCUUGCGUAUAGACACUCGAAAAAGCGGAAACUGGUGUUCUAGCGAUAAGACGCGGAUGAUAAUUUUGCUAACAGUUGACCGUAUUUCAAUGACAAUAAUGAAUACCCGUAUAUUCACCUAUUUCAUUUCUGAAGUUCUGAGGAAAUAACAGCUAAGCAUGCACUCGUGGGCUGCGGUCCAUUGUUGCGACAAUCGAUAAAGAUCAGGUAAAUCCAUUUGUCUGUGUUUAAAUGCUGGAACAGUGUAUGAUGUUUUCUUGUAAAUAAUGAAAAGUUACUCUAAUUUGAUGAGUUCUCUUAUGAAGUGUCAUAUGAUUUACGGUGAGUAUUAAGUUACUCCCUUUACUUGCACCUCGUACUCCGAUUACGCCCCUCCCCGAACUUUACGAAUAUCCUAGCUCAAGCAACAUACCCGAGUGAAAAGGCCACGAGAUUUUUAGUAGAAAUAGGUAAUAAAACAACUUUACAAAACGCGUGGAUGUUCGGCAAAUGUCGGGAG